GUAAAAUAAGGAAACCUAAGCAAAAUCCCCUCCUACUUCUAAUACAAAAGAAAAACACAAAACCGUACCCAGCCAAGCAAUAAAUAUCCCAAUCCCAACCUAGUCCCCAUAUAUCGCUCCGUUCUCUCCGCAAUCGUUUUUUUCUGUUUUCAUCAUCGUCUUCUUCCUCUCAGAUCAAACCCACAGAGCAAUCGAAGGACGAAGAAGAUGUCUCACCCAGCCGAAUCCUCCGAAUCUAAAGGAGGGGCUAAGAGGGACUUCUCCACGGCAAUCUUGGAGAGGAAGAAAUCGCCCAAUCGGCUCAUCGUCGAUGAGGCCGUCAACGACGACAAUUCCGUCGUCGCCAUGCACCCCAACACCAUGGAGAAGCUGCAGCUUUUCCGAGGCGACACGAUCCUCAUCAAGGGAAAAAAACGGAAGGACACAGUCUGCAUUGCCCUUGCUGAUGAAACAUGUGAAGAGCCGAAGAUCAGAAUGAACAAGGUUGUCAGGUCAAACCUGAGGGUUAGGCUUGCUGAUGUUGUAUCUGUGCACCAGUGCCCAGAUGUUAAGUAUGGGAAACGUGUCCACAUACUGCCACUGGAUGAUACCAUUGAAGGCAUCACAGGGGAUCUGUUUGAUGCCUACCUGAAACCUUAUUUUAUGGAGGCAUACCGCCCAGUGAGGAAAGGAGACAAUUUCCUCGUGAGAGGAGGGAUGAGGAGUGUAGAAUUCAAGGUCAUUGAGACUGACCCAGGAGAGUACUGCGUGGUUGCCCCAGACACGGAGAUCUUUUGUGAGGGGGAGCCCGUGCGAAGGGAAGAUGAGGAUAGGUUGGAUGAGGUUGGCUAUGAUGAUGUAGGUGGUGUUAGGAAGCAGAUGGCUCAGAUUCGUGAAUUGGUGGAGUUGCCAUUACGUCAUCCGCAACUUUUCAAAUCUAUCGGUGUAAAACCACCCAAAGGCAUUUUACUAUACGGACCCCCUGGCUCCGGGAAGACAUUGAUAGCCAGGGCUGUCGCUAACGAGACUGGUGCUUUCUUCUUCUGUAUAAAUGGACCGGAAAUUAUGUCCAAAUUAGCUGGAGAGAGUGAAAGCAAUCUUAGAAAGGCGUUUGAGGAGGCUGAGAAAAAUGCCCCAUCUAUCAUUUUCAUUGAUGAGAUUGAUUCAAUUGCUCCAAAGAGAGAGAAGACGAAUGGUGAAGUUGAAAGGAGGAUUGUUUCGCAGUUGUUGACCCUUAUGGAUGGACUGAAGUCUCGGGCCCAUGUUAUUGUGAUGGGGGCCACAAAUCGUCCGAACAGCAUUGAUCCUGCUUUGAGAAGGUUUGGUAGGUUUGAUAGGGAGAUAGACAUUGGUGUUCCUGAUGAAGUUGGGCGCCUUGAAGUUCUUCGCAUUCAUACCAAGAACAUGAAGCUCUCAGAAGAUGUCGACUUGGAAAAAAUAGCUAAAGAUACUCAUGGCUACGUUGGUGCUGAUCUCGCUGCUCUUUGCACUGAAGCUGCACUACAGUGCAUCAGAGAAAAGAUGGAUGUCAUUGAUUUGGAAGAUGAUUCUAUCGACGCUGAGAUACUGAAUUCCAUGGCAGUAUCUAAUGAGCAUUUCCAUACUGCUCUUGGAACAAGCAACCCAUCUGCUUUGCGUGAAACGGUUGUCGAGGUGCCAAAUGUCAGCUGGGAGGACGUUGGAGGGCUUGAAAAUGUCAAGCGGGAGCUUCAAGAGACUGUGCAAUAUCCCGUGGAGCAUCCCGAGAAGUUCGAGAAAUUCGGCAUGUCACCUUCAAAAGGAGUUCUUUUCUAUGGUCCACCUGGAUGUGGGAAAACUUUACUUGCUAAGGCAAUUGCUAAUGAAUGUCAAGCCAAUUUCAUUAGUAUUAAGGGACCUGAACUUCUUACCAUGUGGUUUGGUGAGAGUGAAGCCAAUGUUCGAGAAAUUUUUGACAAGGCUAGACAAUCCGCACCUUGUGUCCUCUUCUUUGAUGAGCUUGACUCUAUUGCUACUCAGAGGGGAAGCAGUGUUGGAGAUGCAGGUGGCGCGGCUGAUCGAGUUCUGAACCAACUCUUGACUGAAAUGGAUGGCAUGUCUGCAAAAAAGACUGUUUUUAUAAUUGGGGCCACUAACAGGCCCGAUAUCAUUGACCCAGCACUCCUUCGGCCUGGCCGUCUUGAUCAGCUAAUUUAUAUUCCUCUGCCAGAUGAAGAGUCACGCCUUCAGAUUUUCAAGGCAUGCCUUAGAAAAUCACCUAUCUCCAAGGAAGUUGAUUUGAGAGCCCUUGCCAAAUACACUCAGGGUUUUAGUGGAGCCGAUAUCACAGAAAUAUGCCAGCGCUCGUGCAAGUAUGCCAUUAGAGAGAACAUCGAGAAAGACAUAGAGAAGGAGCGGAGAAGGGGGGAGAAUCCUGACUCCAUGGACGAGGAUGUUGACGACGAGGUGGCAGAGAUUAAGGCUGCCCAUUUCGAGGAGUCGAUGAAAUACGCCCGUAGGAGUGUGAGCGAUGCUGACAUACGCAAAUACCAGGCCUUUGCCCAGACCUUGCAGCAGUCUCGUGGUUUUGGAUCUGAAUUCAGGUUUUCCGAGACAGCAGGAACUGGAGGAGCUUCUGGAACUGACCCCUUUGCGACUUCUGCUGCUGGGGCCGACGAAGAUGACCUUUAUGGUUAGGAUAUAUCCUGCUCUUAUUUAUUCAAGGAUGGUUUAAUGUCUUGCUUUGUUCGCUACUCAUGGAUGGUGCAUGGAGCGGACAAUCACUUUAUCGAAGACGUUUAUAUUAAUUGGGGGGUGGUUCUGGCUGAACUUUCUGUUUCCAGCUUCACUUGUAUUUUGUUAUUUGAUGGUAAUACUAGUAUUAUUUAUGGAUGGAUGGAUUCUUUA
Molecule: messenger RNA, 2844 nt
Organism: Rhododendron vialii
Lineage: Eukaryota; Viridiplantae; Streptophyta; Magnoliopsida; Ericales; Ericaceae
Product: cell division control protein 48 homolog E
Exons: 9
Coding region: 208-2634 (808 amino acids)
Biological process (GO): retrograde protein transport, ER to cytosol; autophagosome maturation; mitotic spindle disassembly
Cellular component (GO): VCP-NPL4-UFD1 AAA ATPase complex; nucleus; cytosol
Molecular function (GO): ATP hydrolysis activity; polyubiquitin modification-dependent protein binding; ATP binding
Source: RefSeq, a predicted model, not a curated record